AUGAGACCGGUAAGUUGUCAAUUUUAAAGUGUUAUUUUGAUGUUUAGGUACGAAGUAAACGGGUUUGUGGAAAGGACUCGAGGCCAAUUGGAGUUUUGUUUGGGAUUAAUCAAAACGAGCUUAAAGUCUUUUUCAGAGGCAGUUAUCUUACACUGGUUUGUUCUGAUAAGGUGUGUUAUUGUAUUAUCUUUACAUUUAUCUGUUUGUUUGGGUUAUUUUGGCUGUGUUUUCUUAUAUUUAAUCUGAUAUUGAUGUUAUUGUAGUUGAUAUAGAAAAAAUUUUUAUUUUAACGUUUUCUUUGGUUUUAGGACAGGGAAACGCUUGUCAUUGGACGACAUUACAUUGUAGAGAACAAGAAUGAGUUGAGACGGGGCGAUACAGGGUAUGAAGACUUGGGUAUUGAACGUUUGGCUAUGGAUGUGGUAAGACAUCUUUUUCGAUUUAAACUUUACAAUUGACUAUUGAUUUCAUGUGAUUAAUUGUUUCUUAGAAACAUUUUUAAGGAAGGCUAAGUCGGAGGUCUUAAAAAGGCUUGAAAGACAUAAUUUUGAUUAACAUUAUAAUUUUUAGGUCUACAUCAAUAUUUUGUAUGAAGAUCUCGUCGCGUUUGUUGGGACUGCACUGAAGAAGCAGGAAUACGUUUAUGAGCAUCCAACCCUCGGAAAAGUUGACUUUUUGAAUGAGAAUAACAUUGAAUUGUUGAAAACGAGCAAGGAUAACAUUAGAGUAGGUUAUGUUAACAUUUAUUUUGUCUGUUUUGGAAUUUUAGGGUAUUUAGAGGGAUGUAAUUUGGGUUUAUAGAAAGGAUUUCCAUUUAAGAAUUGUUUUUCACUAAUUACAAUGUUUUAGGUGGCUUUGUUCGAUACUCUGAAUGAUCUCAGCGACGAAUUCGUAAAAUCAAAUCUUAAAGGUGCUUUUGCUCCAGGAAUGUUUACUGAUGGUACUGGACGUUGGGUAAGUUUAUAUUUGUAUUUUUUGUUCUUUAUUUAGGUUCAUACUCAUUUUACAUGAAAAAAUGUAUAUUACCCUACUUUUUGGUCUAAUAAACCACUUUAUUCUCAAAACCGUUCAUUUCAUUGCAAAAAUUUUAUAUCGUUUUUGCUCUUAGGUUGAAUUGGAUUUUCCGCCACUUGACGAAAUCUAUGGGGGCAACUUUGGAGUAAGGAACAUGAUUAUCAGUCGUGAAAAUCAAAAAUUCAAAGCCAGUAAAAGCAAUCUGUCCUUCAAUCCAAGUGACAUUCCAAGUCUUGAUGGGUCGUUCAACAGUGGAAAGCGGGUUAAAUCUCCAGCCAAACCUCAAAAACCAAACUUUUUCUUCCACAUUGACAGCCUGGAGGACAUUGUUGGGCCUUCGAGUAAGGUUUUAAAGGAUUUGGCGGGGUUAAGAUAAGGAAAGGCAUUCAAAAAGGUUAAGAUAAGGAAAUGCAUUAAUAUAAGUUGCUGCGGUUAAAUAUGAUUCUAGUCAAUGUUGUUAUAAGAAAAACCUUGCUUUAGUUGGCAAGGAAGACUUUUUAAAUUUGAUUUUCACUGGUUUUUAGGCUUAAGUUAUAAAAAUAUUUGGUUAUAUUUAAAGAUUUUGAUAGAACCAGCUUUUGAGAAUCAUUUUUGUUACUGUAAUCUUGAAAAUUAGAUUAAAAAUGAUUUUUUAAACCUGAUUUUAGCACAAAAGCUGAAAAUGAUGACAAAAGAUUUCCUUAAAACUGUCGGAAAUCUAUUAUUUUUUAAAUUUUAGUCGAAAAAAAGCAAAUAUUGGCACGAAUUCAAUCAUAAUAAACGUAUUUUAGCUCGUUUCUGGAGAGAACCUGAAUCAAAACGUGCUGAAGAAUCUCAUACAUUCAGGAAACAGUCAUCAGAUUUCAUGGAGUUUCAAACACAUCGUGCCGAGAGUCGGGGAAGCUACCGCGACAGUCACAACUCGUCGAGGAAUCACCGUGACAGCCAAAGUUUCAUGAGAACUCAAGAGAAAGGGGAAGACUUGUCCAAAACCAAGAAAACCGCGCCGAAUUUCAAUUUUAAUCUCGGGGAAACGAAAAGUCAUUUCGAAUCGAAACCGUUUCAAAAUCGAAAUUCCGCGCAAUCUCCAAUGUGGACUGCGGAUGUGGACGAGCCUGAGGAGGUGGAGGAGUAAGUUCUUUGGAAAUUUUGUUUGUAAAUGGUAGGUAAUAGAUUUUUUAUCUAAAAUUUGAUUUUUCAAUAAUAUACAUUUAUUUGUUUAUUAACCAAUAACAAUCUUGUUACAAGUUUUAAAUAAAUUUUUAAUUCGAAAAAUAUGGCCGAUUCUUCUUUAUUCUAACCUUAUAUUAGAUCUUUAGGUAACGCUUACCAUUUUUUAACUGUUUUAGGUCAGUCGACGACAUUGACUUGAGUAACUUUGGCGAUGAAACGGAUAUCCACGACUUUCAAGUCGUUGAAGAACCAGAGCUGAAAAGUACAGUCGAAAAUGUGAGUUCGGAUGAUGAUGACAAUCCAGCGGAUGAGGACGAAGAUGAUAAUGACGAGAAGCGUAUGGGCUUUUUAUCUGACAGCGAUGACGAGGCUAGGUAGGGUUUUAGUAGUUGGUUGUUUUAGGUUUAGGUUUUGAUGUUCUAAAAAGGAAGAAUUUAUUUAUAUUGUUAUUCAAAAGAGUUACAAGUUCCAGAUGGCUACAGAAGAAUUCAAAAGUGCCAUUUUAAGACCUUUUACAGACAAAAACAAUAUCAAAGUCCAGACGAAGCAGACGCCGAAUUCAAGAAGCCGAUCAUGUACAAUCUUCGUUUGGCUAUCAACGAAGACGCGGAUUCAGAAGAGGAUUCUGGAGUCACGUUUCCGGAUAAUCACUUGCCGACUGGAGUUCGACUACCACUGCCACUAAUUAAGCCGGUCCCGGACUACAGAGGAGCCAUCAACUUGAACAAUGACAGAUUCACGGCAGUUAUUGGAGUCGCCGUGGUCUUCGAUGGUGAUAACACUGCCAUUCGGACCCACAUGGGAAUGCAUAAGGCUCAGAUGAGGAUCUUCCCAGGAACGUGGUUGAAGUGUGAGAUUUACAAUAAUGUUGUUGUCAUGGCCAGAGUUAUAACAUCUCCGAUAUACACCAGAAGGAUCAUGCACAAGGGAAAGAAGAAGCUAGCUGUAGGUUUAACUUCUUAUCUUGUACCUUUUCAAUUUCUAGUAGCGUUUCUGUUGAUAAGUCUUGUUGCUACCUAUAAUAUUAUUGUUCUGAACAUCAUUUUAUUAGGUCUGAAAUCAUGAAUAUUAAUCUGUUGUUUAAUAUUAACUUCUUUAGUUCUUCUGCCAAGUCAGUCGCACCUCUCAAGGCUGGUACUUCAACAAAUACCUUGGCACAAUCGUGGACAAACGCUUCGACGAAAAAAUGGAGUAUUACAUCAAGAAGAAGAUGAGGGCGCCGUUUGACAUUUGGGUGGAGAUUGAAUUCUUCGCAGAUGUUCCGAGCGGAACAAUUGAAACCAAGAUUCAAAAGUUCCACAAAUUCUAUGAAGGUGGUGCAAUUUUGGCUGACGAAGCAUCCUGGUUCGAUGGAGCUCAACUCAGAACGAAGCUUCAGAAGAAGAUGAGGGAUGAGUUUAAUCGAGGAGUGUGUGAAGACCGAUGUCCAAUGCAAUACUAUGGCCAAGUGGUCGAGGGGAGGAGGAUUGAAGCGGCUGGAAAGAGAGGGUACGGUUUUGGGCGACGGGGUGCUUUUUGAGAAUAAAAUUUUUUUUAAAUUUGUGACUUAUUUACUUAUAACAUUUUUUUAAUUAUAAGCGUAUACUAAAACUAGCAAUCAUAUCCUUUAAUAUAUGUAUGUGAAGCUUAUAAUCAUACUAAUCCACAAUAUUACAGCAAAAUCUACUACAUGGGCGACACGAUGGAACAAAAGAUUGCUUUGUACAAGGCCGAGUUUGAGAAGGGAAAGAAGGCUAGGGAGAAGGAGCUGGAAGAAAGAAAGGAGCGUCUUCUGAACGGCGACUUCACCGAGGAGCAGUUGUACGAUCCAAACGAAUCAGAUGCCAACUUUGUACCCAAAUUCCCGAAUUUGCCAGACAACAAUCUCUCUAAGGUGAAGACGGUCGCGGACAUGGACAAGUUCAUCAAGGAGAACGAACGCAAAAAGAGAGAGGAAGAGCGUCGGAGACAGAGAAUGUUGUACGAUGAGGUCAAGAAGGAGCAGGUGAACAUAUUAUGAUUGAUAGUAAGCUAAUGUUGAUGGAAAAUGAUAAAGAAAAUGGUUGAAAAUGAGGUUUUUGAUGAAUUAUUUGAUGAUAAUUUAUAUCUUAUAAAGAUAUCUAGGUAAGAUUGACAUGAAAUACUUCUUCAAAGGCAUAUUUACUUUUUUAUUUUUCAGGGAGUUGACUUCACUUUCAACUUGCCCGAUUUGAAGCCACAGGGAAACGUGAAUGUUGGAGAUGGAAGUGAAGAGAGCGAAGAUGAAGAUCAACUAUUUUCAGAUGACCUUUUAAAGUAUGAAUGGGGCGAGUCGGGACGUUCAACCUCAAAAAACGUGGCCCAGAAAAAGCGUUAGUUUAUUGUUAUUUGUCUUGCUUUAAUAAAUUUUUGUUGUUGUAGGUCAUUUUCAGUUGUUAUGUUGUGGUAGAGUAGUAUUUUUAUAUAAAAUUGCCUUAUUAUGACCUUUUGUAGAACCUUCGGAAACCCCAACUGCUUCUGACAGAUCCAGAAUGCGUACCGUUCGCCCAUCAGGCUUACACCCAGACGACUCUCAAGGUGAAGACAAAGAAACCACGAAAUCGUCCUUUGGAACAGCGCCAAAUAUGAAUUCUGGAGCUUCAUUUGUCUCGACCAAGUCAAAGCUAAAUGAAUCAAUGUUUUCGUCGAAGAAUUGUGACAGUAAUCCUUUUGGGACCGUCGAUUCUUUCAACAAGGCCUACUUCAAGCCGGCAGAGUCAGCGGCUAAUCUCAGAUCUCGAACUUCGUCUUCCAUUACGGUAUCCGACACCUCGACCUCGAAAGUGAGCUCUGCUACGAAGCUUAAGCAAUCGACAACUUCGGACGGAAAGGCCAACACAACGUCUAGUUUCGCAUCAGCAAAAUCUUCACGACAAUCAUCGAAUGCAAGACCAUCGGGUUCGGUUCAACCAUCGACUUCACUUCAGAAGGAGUCUCUGAACUCGACGUUGGAGUCAAAGCCCUUCCGACAAGAUUCUACCUAUUCUGAUGGAUUUUCGAUUCGACCUGAUCACAGUGUAUUCGGUAAACCGUCUUUUCCAACAAAUCAUAACACGUGCACUCCUGAAGGCUCAAUGAUUCGAGAAAGAGAAGAAGAACGACCCAAGUUGGAGGUGGUACCUCCAGCUCAACGGAGAAUUCCUUAUGAGUAAGUUAUGUUGAUUUCAUAGGGAUUUUAGAUAGUUUGAUAUUUAUGGAUUUGAUUUUAAUAUUCUUUGUUUGGAUAUUGUUGUUCAUAGUCUUGAUUUACAGAUUUUAUAGUUUAAAGUUUUGGAAACUUGGAGGAAUUUUUAAAUUUGCCUAGAAUAAUAGUUUUAAUGAAUAUUUUCAAGUUACUUUUUUUACACAUAUUUUUCUAAAAAAUCAAUUGAAGUUGAAAGUUUAUUUUUCAGAUGGAACAGACCAGAUUCUGAAGAUGAAGCUGCACCAAUAAAGAAGCAGUCCACCAGAGUGCCACGACCUCAAGCACAUCGACCAUCAGCUGCUGUUUAUGUGGUUGGAAAAAACGAAAAAAAUAAUUCUGGAGCUCCACAGUCUAACACUGGACCGUGGAGAAGUAAGGUCAUCGAUGACAAGAAUCACCCAGAAAACCUGAUCAACGAACAACUGAAGCCGAAGCGAGAGUUGUCUCGAGAAGAACUGGAGUUCUUCUUUGGAACUCCACUUGAUUACCCCAUCCCAAGCAAGUACGAGGCUCUGAUCGAAGACUCGCAGUGUUUGCAAGAGCCGAUUCAAUGUCUGGUCAUUCACAAGAUCCAAGAUCAUGGCGUAGUACUCUACGAGAUGGCCACUGGAAAGUUUGGCAUCAUGCUCAAAUCUCAAGAGUAUGCUCUUUUAGUGUUAUGGGGGUUUUGGGAUAGCUUUUGAGUAUUUUAUAAUGGAAAAGACCUUUUAUCUUAUACUGGAGCUAAUAAAAACAGUACUAAUCAUUUUAUAAUUACUUUAGACGUGUCUACGACCUCAGCUUGGGCUGCAUCUUGCACGUACGUCCCUAUUUCCUGAACCACCCCGACCAUGAACUCUACGAAUUUCAUUGUACAAGAGUAAACAAUUCGAAUAUUGAACUUCCGUCCGGUAACAUUCUGGAAAGAACCACACCGUUUGGUACUGAAUUGUACUUGAACUUGCUGUCAUUCGAGUUGAAGUGCCCUGUCAAGAAGAAGGGAAGGUUUUAUGCAUGGACAAAGUUUGGCGAGGUUAUCAUACCUAAAAGAGCGGCCUUCUCACGGAAACCAUAUCAUUUUGUGGCUCGAAUGGGAAAGAGGAACUUCACUUUGGUGGAUGGGACUCUUAAGGUAAGAUUGAAGUUGUAAAAAUGAUUUUUCGUCUAUAACUUAUUCUUUAAAACUGUUUUAAGCCUAACAAUAAAUUUUGACGUCUAUUUUGACUUCAAAAAAUAGAAAAGAUAUUGAGACUAUAAUUAAUGUUUCGUUUUCAGUUUAUGGAAGACUUUGAUUGGGAAAAAUACCUUCUUCCCGGAGCCAAACUUCAAUAUCAACAAAUGAUGCAACGGAAACAACAGCAACAAAGAGAACAACAGCAGCAACAACAAAGAGCGCAACAACAGCAACAACUAAGAGAGCAACAUCAUCAACAAAAUCAACGUUCUCGACUAUCCACUCUGAACGAUGAUGUCUUUCUCUCGGCCAACGACCCCACCACUCCAACUCCCUACAAACCAUCUCAGUUCACGGGCACCAAGAACACUCCAGAACACAUUCCUCAUUGGUCGGCGAGUGUAGCUUCACCUGCAUGUUUCGAGAGUCGAGCCAACGACUUCAACGAACAAACUGAUGAUGAAGUUAGUACAACAAUGAGAAGGAAUCCAACUGGAUCGACUGCCAGAAGAGAGCUAGACUUUGGAAGAGAUAAUAGUGAGGGCUUUAGAAGACCACCGUCGCAGCAGAAGCCAGCCUUCAGAAGGGAAUCCGAACAAGAAGACUUCAGAAGAGGACAAGACUUGAGAGGAUCUCAACAAGACUUCAGAAGCUCUAAACUCUCGAACCGUGACGGCCGACUCUUUAGUAAUGAAGGCUACGUUCCUCCCGAACAAGACUAUCUUCAGGAAGAAUAUCCCAAUCAGCAACGUUACAAUGCUCAACCACCGCCAUGGCUACAGAAUUCAGCUAGAAAUGAUAACAGAAACUCGUGGAAUCAAGCUAAUGAUCAAGUGGAACGUUUCGGUGGCAGCAACCUGAACAUUCAGAAUCAAGGUCAAUUUGGAGGUAACGAACCACCAAGUGGCAGAAUGAGCGUCAUGAGUGGUCGCUACGGCAACAAUAAUCCUCAGUUUGACGGUGGAUAUUCAAACCAAAGCUCAUAUCACGGUGGCAACCGGAAUCAAGCUCCAUAUUACGGUAAGCGUCCACAGCACCAUGACUUGAACAGUUAUGGUCGAGGACCACUUCAGAAUCCAAACUUCAGACAAGGCUACGACCAAGGAAACUUUGAUGACAGAUCUAAUGAUGGUCGUUAUCAGAACUCGAACCCCGGAAGUCAGUACUUUAGUCAAAGCGGAGGAAGACCCAACUACGAUCCUAAUAUGGGUGGAACUCGAAACUAUGGCCCAGCAGGAAGUAAAGGCUAUGAACAAUAUGGACCUGCUAAUUACGACAAUCGAACACCCAACUUUGGUGCAUCCAGGAACCAGAACUACGGUCCAGGACCUCAGAACUACGAUCAGGAGACGCGAGGUGAUAACUAUGACAGUCGUCGUUACUCAACUCAACCUUAUGCACCAACCGAUUGCGGUAGAAGCAGCUCACGAUUCCAGAAUUUCGAUCAGCAAAGUGUCUCAAGUCACUGCCCAAACAACGGCCCUUAUCAAAAUUAUGGACCAAACGGACCCUAUCAGAACUACGGGCCUAACUUUGAUCAACCGCAGCAAAGAAGACCGUCUAACUACGAACAAGAGCAACGUUAUGCUUACAAUGGAUUCCAGAACAAAUACGAUGAUCCACGGUACGGUGGACCGAACUAUGGCCCAAACCUUGGCUACAGCGGUUCUCGGUCAUACUACGACAAUCCUCGUUACGACGGCUUCGAUUCUAACAACCCAAAUAACGGAUACCGUCUUGACAAUGGCUACGGUUCUAAUAAUCUUCAAGGUCUCAACAAUGGGUAUGGUCCGAACAAUGGCUACAACAAUCGUCGUGACAGCUAUAAUUCGAAUGAAGGACCCAGUAAUGGCCGCGGCUACGAACAAGGGGGUAAUGAACAAGGCUUCCAAGGCCAAAAUGAUCAGAGACGGUACAGAGAUGGUGUUCAAGAUCAACCAAAAGAGAAUAUCAGGGAAGGUCAGAAGGUGGACAAUGACAAAGCUAAAAACACGAAGGAAACUACGUCAAAAACACAAUCAAAGGUUGUUCAGAUCGAGGAGAUUGUUGAUACUACCACUACUACUACUGUUGAGGUAGGUUUUUGAGGUUUGGCCAAUGUUUAUAUUGUUUUUGAUGGCAAUAACUUAGAAAAUAUGGUUUAAGAGAUGUUUGCUUUUUUAAAAUACUUGUAUAAGGUUAAGUCGAAAUAUUUUAAAAUUAAAGCUAAAAGGUGUGUUUUCAGAAGCAAACAGAGCCCAUCGUCGAGAUGCCAAGCUCCUUAGAAUCAGAAAGUCAAUUCAAAAUUAGAAUCGAAGAGAACACCACCACGAAGACGAAGAUCACGUCUGAAGAACCGUUGAAGGAAACAAGGAAGAGAACCCAAAUGUCACCAGUCCGCCAAGAAAACCGAGUGCCGGACAUGAAGUACUCUGAAGAUGAAUAUGUAAGUGAAGAAGAAGAGGACAUGGCCAAUAUGAGUGACGAUGGCAGUGGAUUCCCGAGCUUCAGGAAUGAGUCGAGUGCUCACGAAAGUCGAGUUUUGUAUGAGGUGGGUUUUGUAUUAUUUGGUAGUAAUGGUUAGAUUUGGCUUUUGGGAGGGAGGGGCGAUUAUUAUUGUUAUUAUUAUGGGCGUGGUAAAUUCUGUAUUCUUUGGAAUAAAGAUUUUUUUAAAGUGUAUAUUAUUGUACAUUAUAUUUUUUCUAUCAACUUAAAUCUUCUUUCAGCCAUCAUAUAUCAAGGAAGAACCAGCUAAGUCAACCGAAAAGCCAGUCGAACAAGCUGAAAAGGUAGCUGAAGAAGUUGUCAACUUGCAAACUAAAACAUUGGCGUCAGAAGGAAAAAGCCGUGUGGCUCCGAAGCCGACGGCUCCCUUGGUCUUCAUGCAAGAAGAAGAAGAUGAUGAAGAAGAAGAGUGAGUGAUAUUAUAGUGUUGUACCUAAGAUCUUACUGUUCAGAUUAUAG
This is a messenger RNA of Bursaphelenchus okinawaensis, 9443 nucleotides long. The record is from the annotation of a GenBank genome assembly. NCBI's taxonomy places the organism in Eukaryota, Metazoa, Nematoda, Chromadorea, Rhabditida, Aphelenchoididae.